ACACAAAGAAAAUACUUUGGGUUUGUUGUCAAAUUUAAAUACAAAAUCCCUGAAAGCUCUUGGGGUAUACACUUGGAAAGAUUAGCUUAUUACGCGUAAAAGGGAAUCUAACUUGACUUUUCAGUUGAAAUUAAUAAAUUAAUUAAAGUUGAUCAGAAAAUAUUUGUUCUUUAGUAUUAACUAGCGAACUGUAUAAAAUAUUUAUAAUACUGGUAAAUCGAAAAUUUGUUUUCUAUAUUUUGUCGAAGUUGCUCUUCAUCCGAAGGGAACCAGGACAUGCGCCUUGGAAUCAGGAAUCAGGAAUGACAAAUGUCUUCGUCGGAGCUGUUGAUAAAUGCCCAGCAGUUCUGGGGGCACAUUUUUAUUUUGUUAUGAAAAAUCGUUUGGCCAAAGAUCACGCAACGAUGAAAUUGAAACGUCGCCAGUAACUGGCAGGCGGCGGCGGUUAAGAUUGUUAGUUGUCGGCCGGUCGCUUGUUUCUCCACGAAUAUUAACACAUUAAAAUGGUAAACGUGGUUGAGUGAAAAAUUAACCGAAAGCAGCCGAAAUGUGGCUGCAACGUAAAUUAUGCAAAGUCAUCAAGCCAACGUUAUCCAAACAUCAAUGGGCCAGGGCCUGCGAGGCUUGGGAAAAAUUAGCAUAAGCUAAAAGACGGACAAUCCAACAAGAGGAGCAGAGGAGCUUCUCCAAGCCUAAGGGCCAAAAUCGAGGACGCGGAGGGGAUGUUAGCACUUAGAGAAAAAUGUAUGAAGUCGAAUCGGGUAACCGGUAACAGAGAACAAGGAAUGGCCCAGGCAUGGCAGGAAUGCCACAUUGAUGCAGUCACUUUGAUAGGGCGACAUUAGCAGCAAUUUAUAUGCAAAUUCAGCAGUAGAGACCGGGAACAGAGAGAGGAGCUGCACAGCCGCAGAGAGCAGAGAAGCGACUACCAAACUGAUUGAUGUUCUCAUUUGAAGAGAUGCAACACCGCAGGGGGAUCCAGGAGGAUCAAGACGGAACCCAGAGUGAGGGACCAUGUACGCAGCAUCAUUAAUGCGAAUCAUUAGCAGUGGCCGUUGAUAAGAUCGGGUGCAAAUUAUGCAGCAAGAGUUGGAGCAAAAAGCCAUCGGAACGAAGACGGAGCCCCCUUCUUUAUGGCCAUGAUUCAUUUCCAGCGCUCUCCGAAAAGGGCGGUAAUAUUUAAUUGCCAAUUAAAAUUGAUUCAAUGAAGAUGUGAAAGCUAAAGGGCCGAACUCCCAAAAACUAGAACUGAAAGGCCUUGAUUCCUAAUUAAGGUUCUAAAUAGGCCUUAUUCAAGUUGUUGGUACUUUAUAAUAUUAAUUAGAGCUACGGAAAUCAAUAUUUAUAAUUAAUGAUAACGAAAUUUCCGAUUCCUUAUAAUUAACACAUUUGUAUCAUUUUGUAAGUCCCGCCCAAACAUUUAAAUAAUAGGAGUGCUGGGAAAUGAUCCGCGGAAACAAUCGGCACAGCUGUUUUCCGAUUUCUGGCAACCCUAGUUCGGAGCUUAAUUUCCCCGUCAGAUCUGGCAGCGCCAAUACCACGUGCCGAUAUGGUAGGAAAGUCCGAUGGUCACACUGCGAAAAUAACAACAAUAAAAAAAAAGGGGGAAACCAUAAAAGAAUGGAUCGAAAAUAGACCCUAGAAGCAGCAACCAGGACCAGGAUGAGCGCGGAGGAGGGAUCUGAGCCGAAUCUGCUGCGUGUGCUAAUAAACUGCGCGGAGAAAGCGGCCAACAUUGCCAGGACAUGCCGCUCCAACGAAGAGCUGCUGGCCUUGUUAGUCCAGGAGAAGAGCGGGGCGGAGGCUAAUGCGCGCUUCGACCACGAUUUUAAGACCCUUGCCGACGUCCUCAUUCAGGAGACCAUCAAGCACGAGGUGGGCGGCCUUUUUCCCGCCAUGAACGAUACCAUCUUGGGCGAAGAGUCGCCAAAUUUCACAAACACUGGGGAGAGCGUGACAAUUGCCGUGGGAGCCGGUGAGGAGGAGACUGCGGCCUGCCUAGAGGCUGUGCUCAGUGGCCAUGAGGGAGCGGCUCGAGCACUAGCAAGCGAUGUUCAUCGAGUUGUUACCUUCGAGAGCGAGAAGCUUGGCGAGAUUCCUGAGCUGCCAAAGGAGUUUGAUUACGCCAAUCUUGGCAUUUGGAUCGAUCCGAUUGAUGCCACCGCGGAGUACAUUUCCGGCGAUACUAUGUUCACGGACUUUCCUGGCAUCACAUCCACCGGCCUGGACUGCGUAACAGUCUUAAUUGGUGUCUACGAGCGCGACACCGGAGUGCCUGUAAUGGGAGUUGUGGCCCAGCCGUUUGGCGAAAAGUUGGAGGAGAACGUCUACAGCUCCUCGAUGUUCUGGGGCGUCUGUCUGCCGACAGUCCAAGCCCACAACUGUAACUUUGAAGCUCGCGACGAGAACCGUCGGCUGGGUAUAUUCUCCAGCUCGGAGCGGUCCGACAUCCUGCAGCGGUUUCUCGAUCUCGGAUAUGAGUUCGCCUUUUCUGCGGGUGCGGGCCACAAGGCCUUAAAGGUGAUCACUCACGAAGUUGAUGUCUACUUGCUAAGCAAAGGGUCUACCUUCAAAUGGGACACGUGUGCUCCGCAGGCCAUUCUCCGAGCCCUUGGCGGCCAAGUUCUCGAUUACGCAGCAAGUGUGACGGCGCAGAAGGCGUUGCCAUUGACGUAUCUAAUGGAAGACUCAGACCCGGAUUGGAAGCGAAAUGCUGGUGGCAUAAUUGCCGUUCGCAAUGUUGAUGUUGUGGAGGAACUGCUUGCAAAAUUGGCAGAUCAAUGAAUGCAGUUAUUGUUGUCGUACUACACUUAUUAGAUGUUGUAAUUGUUGUGUGUGUGAACAGACUGAGUCGAAGAAUGAUUAUAUUAGCGAUCUCUAUUAAAUCAAAUGUUGUAAUUAGAGAGGUUUAUUGAAAUCACAAAAAAUAGAAAAGUA
Molecule: messenger RNA, 2937 nt
Organism: Drosophila serrata
Lineage: Eukaryota; Metazoa; Arthropoda; Insecta; Diptera; Drosophilidae
Gene: Ipp
Product: inositol polyphosphate 1-phosphatase
Biological process (GO): phosphatidylinositol phosphate biosynthetic process
Molecular function (GO): inositol-1,4-bisphosphate 1-phosphatase activity
Source: RefSeq, a predicted model, not a curated record